UGGUACCAAAGCAUAUUAAACAAGAGGCAAAGUUUGAAAAGACGCCGGAUCUCGUUGAACAAAACCAAGCGAUUAACUGGUCAAGAAUGCAUGGCUUCCUCCUAAGUAGUCACAUUAACUCGUUAUAGCUGCACCAUGUGAUGGUAUUGAAUGCAGUCGACAAUUCGGGUAACAAUCGAUACCGAAGUGCCGCGCUGUCGUCUUGUUGUCAACAGAUGGCUUUCUUGUCUUGACAGUCAGGCGCUAAAUUUGCACAAAGUUUGCAUUUUCAAGCCGAGAUUAAGUAUGGCUGUUGGAUUUAGAUGAUUUUUGAAACAGCACGUUUUCGUCAUGGAAUUGGAAUCAUUUUCUGGUAUUUUUAGAGACAGUUUAAAUCUUAAGGGAAAUCUCACAUCAUGCGAACAGGAACUACGAGAGCUUAUGCGUCAGAUUGACUUGAUGGUGACUGCAAAGAAGGCAGAAUGGGAGAACCAUCUACAUGCGGUUCAGAUACAGCUAGACAAACGCAACAAGGAAGUGGGAUUCAUGCGCACCCAGCUUGACGAGAAAAACCUAGAGGUGGAUGAAUACCAGCGGAAGGUGGAGGACAUGGAACUCUCUCAGAGAGAUGUCAUCGCACAAUAUGAAGAACAAGUGAUACGUCUAAAGGGAGAGGUGGAUAACCUAAAGGUGGAGCAUGAAAAGUUGCAGAAGAAGACUGGGAAGCAGGCCAUGCAAGUGGAGAAAGAGCGUGACCAGCUACUAGCGGACCUAAAGGCCAAAGAAACGGAGCUACAGCGGUCAAGAGAGAGGGUGGAGGAGUACAAGGAGAAAAUGAUGGACUGGGAUGGAGCGCGGCGGGCCUGGGAAGAAAGGGUCCGUGGACUAGAAAAUCAGAAGAAGUCACUCAUCGAGAAGCACGACCUGACGCAGCAACAGUUGCUAGGUUACCAGACCCAGUUAAGCAAGCGACGGCAGAUGCUGGAAGCGUCGGAACGGGAUCGGAUCCGGGAAAUCGAGGAUCUGGAUGCACAGCUGAAGCGGGUCAGGGACGAGUCUGAGAGCAAGGAAGGGAUGAUCGAUGAAUUGAGAAAGUCGCUGGACAAGGCGCUGUCUGAGGGUAGGGAACAGGCUAACGAGACAGCGCAGCUACAGGAAGACUUGAGGAUGGCCGUGUCUGCUAUACAGCAACUCGAGGCAGAGCGCGAUCAGUUGCAGGUGGAGUUACAAGCUCGUGAUGACCUCAUACUGGCUGCGGAACAGGACCAGCAGAAGCACGCCGAUGACGUCAUGAAACUUGAGCAAAGCCUGACGAUGAAGGACGAGAUUAUCAAGAAGUUCGAGAGUGCCUCGAUGAGAGCAGAGUCCAUGGAUGCGAGAAGAAUGAAAGAAGAUUUACGCACAAGCAGAAUAGAAUCACAAUCACUUAAAGAGACAGAGAAAUAUUUACGAGAGGAACUCGAUUACGCGAAACAAAAGUUGGAAAGUACACAAAAAACGAAUUCCAAAUUACAAUCAGAGCUAAAGAAAAAGGUUGAUGAGAUCCGCGCGAUCGAGGAAGGUGACAUCAAGCGAUUGACGGAAGACAAACAAAAGUUGGAGGAGAGGCUGUACGCGAUGGAGCAGGGGCGCGUGGGAGAGCUCGAGGGCAUGAGAGGCGAGGUGCAGAACUUGACGUCCGAGUUACACCGCAGAGACACGUCUGUGGCGAAUGUAAGCGAGAAACUGCAACGUAUGGAGCGAGAGUUACGCGAAACGAAUACGCGGUACGACCGAUGUGCAGCGGAGUUACAGGUAACGAACGCUCAGCUGGAAGCAUUACGAUUGGAGAAUAGACAUCUGCGCGACGCAGCCGCCUCAGACCAGUUGAAUAUUUCGGAUGUCUAUAAAGGGAAUAUGGAUCUCAUUGCGCAAAUGGAGGGGGAGAACAGAGACCUGCGCAUGGAAGUAGCGUCCCUAAGAGAGCAGCUCACGGCCCUUGAGGUGUCUCAACAGGAGAAGAUUAGAGACGCCAUCAGGAAAAGCCAGAACGUGCUGGACGGCAUCAAGGAGAAUGAGUUUAAGAGACAUAGCGAGAUGAAGACGGACGCUGACCGGAAGAUAGCAGCCCUGGAGAGCAGGCUCGAGGCCACUAUCCGGAAGUACGAGACACAGAUGCAUUACCUACAAAACGAAAACGAGAGCUUGAAGAACAUCCAGCGAGCAUCGCUCAACACAGGUGUCAAGUAUAGCGGUCUCCCCGAGGGUACCAAGGUGCUGCCCGAGUACACACCUCGCCGUCCCGUCAACACGAGCCGCACAAGCGCCAGCGACUACACGGACACCGAGGCACUAACUUACGCUGACCUUACAGCACCGCAGGCUCACUCUGAUGGCGAGAAGCCGAUGGGCACACCCCAGUUCGGUUCACGCCGCACCUCGCUCACGGCCGAUUUCAUGGCAGAGGAGGGACGAAGAGAACGGGAACUGGAGCGGAUACUCGAUGACCGCAUAGCAGACCUUCGGGCCAGCACAGAUUACAUCAUCAGCAAGUACACGUGACACGAACACGUGCUGCGCAAGGCUCACGCCCAAUCACACGUGAUCUGCAUACGACACGUACAUAUACGCAUGCGCAUUAGCUGGAUCACCAACAACACGCAUUCCCAAUUGUUGAGAUUACGUCACGAGUAGACCAACGUGACAGAUUGCUUCAGCACCAUGCAGAUCAUUUUAUCAUUGCAGAUUACGUCAUUAUCACGCACACGUGACAAGCGGGUAAUGACGUCAUCGUUUACUUCACGUAUGCGCACUUCUCUUGAUGCCAGAUGCACAGGCAACCCAUACACUUCCAGCAUCUGAUAAAAAUUCUCUUCACGGUUAUAUCCAGCUUUUCAUAUAUUGGCAAUAAGAGAUCUAUGUUAUUUGUCAAUGAUUUAGUGGGGAGAAAUUUCCAGUUGAUCAUUUUUGUGAGUAGAUGGGUUAGUCGAGCGGACGAGAGAAGCGUAUCGUGCAAUGGCGAAUAACAUUUUAAUGUCGCUUUUAAAAAGCUGUGUUAUACGCUCUUAUAUUUAUAAUCUUUUAGUAUAUUUACCAAAUAGCCAUGUUACACCGAUCUUUUGCUAUUUCGUGAGUGUAUUACAGCUAGUUAAAUCGCUCUACAGCUAAAUUGUCUGAUGGACCAAUAGCCUGUAUUGUUCUGCAGUAUUCAGUGCUAAAUAGAGUUGAACUGCAAUAACAGACAUCUGUGUAUCAGCGCUAGACCGCACUCAUAUAUAAACAUCGUCUAUCGCUUAUUGACUGCACGGGGCACUUUUUUCAGCAACUUGCAAUGCAAUGCAAUGAUAAAGAAAUUUUUGAGUUGCAUAACCAUGAUACAAGUUCUACUUUUCUUGCAACGCAAACAAAAAUGGCAUUGCAAGUUGCAAAAAGCGGAUGUUAGGCUCGUAAACCUCCAAGGCAACAAAAAUGUCAUUGCAAGUUGCAAAAAGCGGAUGUUAGGCGCGUAAACCUCCAAUGCAACAAAAAUGUCAUUGCAAUGCAAGUUGCAAAAAGCGGAUGUUAGGCGCGUAAACCUCCAAUGCAAAAAAAUGUCAUUGCAAGUUGCAUGUAAAUUGCCCCGUGUGACAUGGCCUUAAGUCCUAGCUUUCUUAGCGCUUGAGGUGGAUGCUUCAACGUGACACAAGAACAAUGGCGUACCGUCAGGGGGAGGGAAAGUAGAAGAUCUGUAGUUGUGGGAGACUUCACAACUUUUAACGUAAGAAUCCAUUUUUAGGGUUUUAAUCUUUUUUCAAAAUUUUCGCCUUAUGUAAUUCACCCUCUAAUGUAUAGUUUGUAAAUGUUUUAAUCUACUUCAAGUGGAUAAAGUAUUGAAUAAAUUUGUAGAAUUCUAA
Molecule: messenger RNA, 3851 nt
Organism: Nematostella vectensis (starlet sea anemone)
Lineage: Eukaryota; Metazoa; Cnidaria; Anthozoa; Actiniaria; Edwardsiidae
Product: centrosomal protein of 63 kDa
Exons: 23
Coding region: 331-2520 (729 amino acids)
Biological process (GO): centriole replication; de novo centriole assembly involved in multi-ciliated epithelial cell differentiation
Cellular component (GO): centriole
Source: RefSeq, a predicted model, not a curated record